Molecule: messenger RNA, 5566 nt
Organism: Myiozetetes cayanensis
Lineage: Eukaryota; Metazoa; Chordata; Aves; Passeriformes; Tyrannidae
Gene: KDF1
Product: keratinocyte differentiation factor 1
Exons: 5
Coding region: 2043-3293 (416 amino acids)
Biological process (GO): keratinocyte development; regulation of epidermal cell division
Cellular component (GO): cell junction
Source: RefSeq, a predicted model, not a curated record
GUGCAACCCGGGGGUCCGUAUGGACCGGCACGGCACCAGUACGGGCUUGGUUCUGCACUGGCCCGGGAUUCGGUAUAGCCCGGUGGGGCACAUUACCGGUGUCGACACUGGCACAGCCUCGGCCUCGGCACAACACCGGGCUGGGCAUGGCUCGGUGUGGCCCUGCUCAGACCCGGUACUGGCACCGGCCCUGGGCUCGGUGUGGCCCAGUACGGCAUCGAUGCGGGCUCGGUGCCAGCACUGACAGGACAUAGGGCUCGGUAUGGCCCGGUAGGGCACUGUCCCGGUGGUGUUAGCAGUUUGUGGUGCCCUCGGGGGGAGUCGUGGGAAAUACUGAGCUGGGGACGGGCUGGUAUCACUGGGAAAGGCUGGACUGGGAGGGGAGAUUUACCGGGAUGGGUUAGUGGGGAAAGCCGGACUACGAGGGGUUACUGGAACGGCUGGUUUGAGUCUGCAGCUCCUGAGAGAAGCAGCUGAGAAGCUCCUGGUGCUGUCUGGGGGAUGCUGGUGCCUCUGCCUGGGGCAGGGAGAAGAGCAGGGGGCAGCCUCUUUCCCCCCCACCACCCAUCAGGCUGUGGCUGGGAUGUCCCAUCUGGGGUGCAGGGAAUGUGACACCAGGAGAGCGUGUCCUUGGUGCGCAUGGCUGUCACAGCAACGUCAUUAUCAUUUAUAUGGUGUUAAUAGACCUGGGGGUGGGAUGGCACGGGGAGGGGGCUGGAGAGGGAGGUGCUGCUGCCACCUUGCUCCCCCACAGAGCCUGUUUUUUGGGGUUCCUCCUGCCGGAAUGCCGUCCUCAGUAGCUGCAUCUUCAUGUAGGUGUGUGGGGUAAAAACCUGCUUGUGUUUCACAUCGGAGCAGCAGGGAGGAUAAAAGGGAUGACAGAAACGAGGUGCCAAGCUCUCAUCCCACCCCCAGACCGGAUCAAAAGCCUAAGACAAAACCCAGCCUAAAUGUGUUCCAAGCAGAGCCACAUCCAGGCCUGCAGUGGAUGUCGCCCACGGAGCUGGUGACAUUUUUGCUUCCCUUACCUUAGGAGGAAAAAAAAUAAACCCCCAUCUCUUGCGCUUUGCAUCACAUUCCUGCUCCUGCCAGGCUGCCACACGUCUGACAGGCACCGGAGCAGCGUCAACGGCUGCUGCGUCACUGCUCCAGCCCCCGCUGCCGGCUCGUCCCCGGCAGACACCGCACCCCCACCGCCCGGGGUCGGAGACACGGCCACGGCGCUUCCUCGAGCUCUGCAGGCUGCAUUCCAGGCUGUGGGAAAGCUGAAGUCUUCGUGCAUCUGAUACAAAUGCUGCUCUGAAAUGGGGUGUGGGAUUUGAGGGGCCGCUGCUCCCUCGUGGGGUUAAAGCUCUGCCCUUGCUCCCCGUGCCCAAUAAUCUGCGGGGACAGGCAGGAAUUAAACAGAACAUCCUCCUCUCCCGUUUUUUCUCUGCUUCUUUGGAACUUGGAUCUCCAAGGGUAUUCCCGAAAGGGGAAAGGGCUGGGAUCUGCCACGCUCUGAGCUUCCCCCUUUUCCCCAAAGUGAAACCCCCAAACUGCAGAAGUUGGAGGGAUCUCAGGAGGUGCCCGUUCCGUCAUCACCUGCUCAGAAAAUAAUUACUUUUUUUGGAUCACCUCCCACGUCUGCGCUGCUUGUCGCCUUCCCAGCUCCAGGCCCUGCUCCGGGGUGAGAAAAGGACACAAAAACAUGGAGCAGGGGGAAAGAUGGGCUGGGUUUGUUGGGCAGUGAGGCUGAAGGUGACUGUGUCCCCAGGCUGUCCCAGCACGUCCCACUAGUGAGCAGACAGGAGCUGGGAAAGGCAAAUAGCAGGAGAAUAAAAGAACUGCCCCUGCCCUGAGGAAAUCCCGUCCUCUGAACAAUGAAGAUCUUAGACCCGGGCUAACUCUUAGAUGUGCAGACCCUUUGUGAACCCUUCCUUGCUCCUCUGGAGCAGAUGCUGAGGCUCUUUGGAGGGACCCUCUCCAGUCUCACACGGCGCCUGCGUGACAGCAGAGGAAGCAGCGGGAGAGCCACGACCCCUGUGCCCGAGCGCUGAGCCAUGCUGGGCCGGAAAACACGACUGCCCCAGGACCUGAACAGCCACCGCCAGCUGAGCCAGGCCUGCCAGGAGGCCGUGCCCCUGCGGACACGGGCAGCCAAGGACACGGAUGUCAGCUUGGAGGUGUUCAGCGGCUCCACGCCGGAGAUCAAACCCAGCCGCAGCCGAGCCCAGCAGAUGCGGGACAGGAAGGGGCGCAAAGCCGAGCUCAAGGACUCCAACGGCAGAGAGGCAGAGACAAUCACCUUUAUCUCUGGCACAGCAGAGGCUCCCCCAAGCCAGAGCUUGUGCUGCUCCUCUCUGUCUCAGGCCUGGAACACGUACAAGGCUGUUUUCUGUUGUAUAGUGACCUGUGGGGGCUGCUUCCAGGACUGCAGUGUCUGUAUCCCCUACCCGGGGCCCACCGAGACCUCCACUGACGAUGGAAAGAACGGAGACUAUAACGGGCGGCUGCCAAACAGCCCCGCCAACGUCUCCCCUGCUGAGAAGAACGGGAACCAGAUCAAGAAGUCCAGCAUGGGCAGCAGUUUCAGUUACCCAGAUGUGAAGCUCAAGGGCAUUCCUGUCUACCAAAACAGGAGCCCCAGCCACCAGCUGGAAUCGGAUUCCUGCUGCAAGGAGCUGCUGGAGAAGCCCUUCAGGAACAGCAUAGAAAAGCCGCCGCUCCCCAGCAGCCACCGGAGCUCGGAGGAGUAUUAUUCCUUCCACGAGUCUGAUGUGGACAUCAGUGAGCUGAACGGCUCCAUGUCCAGCAGGCAGAUCGAUGUCCUGAUCUUCAAGAAGCUGACGGAGCUCUUCAGCGUCCACCAGAUCGACGAGCUGGCCAAGUGCACCUCGGACACCGUCUUCCUGGAGAAGACCAACAAGAUCUCGGACCUCAUCAACAGCAUAACUCAGGACUACAACCUGGACGAGCAGGACGCCGAGUGCAGGCUGGUCCGAGGCAUCAUCCGCAUCAGCACCCGCAAAAGCAGGGUCCGGCCCCACAUUUCCAUCCCGGGCGGCCAGAGCCACGAGGGCAAGCCCAGCCGGGGCAACGCGCCCGACAGCGGCAACGAGACGAUGCUGGAGUCCAUGGUCAUCAGCCAGGAUGAUUUGGCCGUGCAAAUAUCGGAAGAAACGCCGGCAGAUGUGAUGGCCCGGAACAUGAGGCGGCACAGCAGCGCAGGCUCUCCAACAAGCAGAGAUUCCUCUUUCCAAGACACAGAGACUGACUCGUCUGGGGCACCUCUGCUUCAGGUGUAUUGUUAAAGGACCCAAGCAUUCCAGGGCAGGCAUUCCAGGGCUUUGCUGCAGUCACAUUCCUCCUCUUUCCAUAUGGAGUGUGCUUGGGCCACUUUUUUUCCCCCCAGCCCAGUCUACCCUGGUCCUUUACUGAAGCCAAAUUCCUCCUGCUGCCUGAAUUUCACUGGAUAUUUUGGGUUUUUUUCUGGACAAUAUAGAACAUCAAGGAGGAGCACUGUGGAGCUGAUGAACUUGGAAGGCGGAGUGUGUGCCCAGGGAGGAGAAGAUGGACAAGGAAGUAUCAGAUAACUUGUGCCUCUGUGAUUUCUUGUAGAUUUAAACAUUUAGCUCCUGCAGCCUCAGUGGCCCAGCCCUUUGCCUGCUUUGGGGAUCUGUUGUACAGUUCUUGCUUCCUGGCAUUGCCUGAGUUAACUUGGGUAGGGGAUGACUGGGUGGUGUCUCUGUGUUGGUGCUGAUGCUGAGGUGAGGCUCUAGAGACCCAAAUCCCCCUCUAGAGACCCAAAUCUCUGUUUAAAGCGGCUGGGAUGGUCCCCAAAAACCUGUGUGCUUGCAGUAGCCAGAUCUGCCUUGUCCCUGCUGACCCUUGGUGUCAUGUCCUGCUGCCUCGUGAGGAGAAGGUUCAGGUAAAAGGGGUUAAUUUAAUUUUUGGCCUCUUGGUUUGUCUCCUGAGACACGGGAGGUGGGAUGGCUGCUCAGCUGCUUCCUUCACCCUCCCUGGGCAGACCACGGGGGAUCAGCUCUGCCAGCCUGAUGUGAACUAAAGCUGUGAGGUGUUCCCAGGUGCACACACUGACCUGGGACUUCCCUGCCAGUCCCAACUCUUCCUCACUCCUCUGCCAAGCCCUCCACGUUUCCCAUCCCGCUGGGCAAGCCUGGAAGCAGGGCUGUGGCAGCUGAAGGAAACAGUUUGAUUCUGACUUCUUGUGUUUGCUAGAAAGUGCCUUAAAAGCGGCUUGCUUCAAAAGGAAAAGGCUCCUGAGAGUGUCUGCACAGGGUUUGUGAGGCACUGCUGGUCCUUUCCUUCCCCUCAGCACCUUCUCCUUCCCUUUGCUCCUCUCCACCAGGCAGUGGGGAGCAGGAGAUGGGGCAAUGCUACCCCCAGGGCACAGUGCCAGGUGACCUUGAGGGCUGCAGCACUGCAGCAGGAGGAAGCUGGAUCUGUGGUGUUGCCACUUGGUUGUUUAUCAGAAAGUAAACACGUGCAGCCACGGGACUUGUUUAUACUUUUGGGUGUCCUUGGACGUGAAUGGAAAACACUUGGUGUUGGAUUUACCAGCCGUGGAAUGAACACACCCACUGGUUUUGGGAGAGAGGGAACCCAAAAUAGGCCCUGUGCUUUGGUGUGGACCGUGUUUUUGUGCCUUCGUUGGACUGGAAUGCUUUUUAAUUGGACUAAAAGGUGCCUUAAUUGAACUGAAAUGUGCCUCAGAUGACUUGAAAUGUGCCUUAAUUUCACAGCCUGUGAUGAUGAUUCUUCAGAAGGUUGGGUAGGGGGGAAGGAUUUAAUUCCUCUCCUGAGCAGCCAGGCUUAUUUAACAGACCAAAACCCUUUGAAAUGGACAGUUCCAGUCCCUGCUAGGGCCUGGUUUUGUAAAGCACUGGCUUUUCAGAAUGCUUUGAGAAAUCAGGGGCAUUGCUGAGACCACACCUGGAGACGCUGAGAGAGCGAGACGGUUUGAAAAUAAAGGGGAGAGACUGAGCCUGGGAUUUGGCUUCCCCUCCCUGCUUUGUGUUUAAAGCUGUUGGUUUGUGAAAAGCCCAGUUUAUACAAGAAGACUUGAAGCAAGGCCAGGCUGGGGCUCCCAGAAGAGCCGUGUGUGGUCACCUCCUCCCAUACGGGUGGACCCACCUGGUUUCUGCUUCUCAGUGGAUUAUUUGGACGUUAUUAUUUGGACAAGUUUGCUCAAACCUGUGCACUGGGGCUCAGCACGGGUCACACUGACACACAGCAGCUCUGUGGGCUGUGCUUUGGAGACGAGGGGUGAGCUGGACUUGCAACGAGCUGCGACCGCUGGAGCAGGUGGAAAUAGCACAUUUUUAAUGCUUGGUCUGUGUGUGAAGAGUGAAUGGGUAUGGAUUAAGCUUAUAAAAAAACCAAACCAAUCCCCUUCCCCCCCCAAAAAAAAAAACAACCCCAAAAACUCAUUAAGAGGAGAAUUUUCAACUCGGUGGUUCCUGAAGCUGGUUCACCUGUGGUGUCUUACGGGAUUCUUUUGCACUCCUUGGCCUUAAAUGUUCUGAUUUGGUCUUUUUUUAUAAAGUAAAAGAUGAGCUCUUUA